AUAAUUAAAUUACUCCAUAAUAUUUUUAGAGUGCAUUAGGAGAGGGUAUGAUUGCUGCCGGAGCUCGCCUCUCAGUAUUGGAACUAAGUGAUAAUGCUUUCGGACCUAUUGGCGUUCAAGGACUGGCAAAAUUAUUACAAAGUGAUGUUUGCUCGCAGCUGCAGGAACUACGAUUAAAUAACAAUGGACUAGGUAUAACUGGAGGUCGUUUACUCGCAGAGGCUUUGUCAGUUCAUCCUCGUAAGCUAAAAGUGUUCAUAGCUGGAAGGAAUAGAUUGGAAAAUGAUGGGGCGACUGCGUUAGCUAGAGUUUUUCAGGGUAUGGGAACAUUAGAAGAGAUAGCGAUGCCACAAAAUGGUAUUUACCACAAAGGUGUGUCAGCACUCUCGGAGGCAUUCAAAAAUAAUCCCAAUUUGAGCUGUUUGAAUUUAAACGAUAAUACUAUUGGAUCUAAAGGAGCUGAGGCGAUCGCUUCUGCUCUGCCUGGGUUAAAAAAAUUAAAAUCAAUCAACUUUGGAGAUUGUUUACUAAAGAGUAAAGGUGCUAAAGCACUCGCGAAAGCUUUCAAAGAUAAUUCUAUGUUAUUGGAGUCAGUAGACCUAAGCCACAAUGAGAUAGGACGCGAAGCUUGUAUGGAGGUGGUAGAUGCUGUGACAUCACUACCUGAUUCUACCGAUAGACUGUCCAGAGUCGUGCUGGCGGGUAACAGUCUUGGAGAUUCAACAAAUAAGAAGACGAUGAAGGAUAAAUUGGGUCCCUCCGCUGAACUGAGUGACGGAGAAGGUAGUGAUGAAGAAUAUCUAUCAGGUGAGGGUUCCGAAGGUGAAUCCGAGGGUUCAGAUGAGGUUUCAGAAGACAGCGCCCCAGAAGAUGCACAGCAUAUCAAUACUGUGGUUGAAUUAAGUAGAGAAAUCAACUUGGAUAGCUCCGGUAUAGAAGAAGUGAAAUCCGAUGUAGAGAUAUUUUUAAAAUCACCAACAAUAGAUAAUUUAAUCCGAUUAGGAAGUAAUGCGGCUGAAGUUAUCGAUACACAUUUACAGGUGAUCAAAGAGCCAUCAGAGCUGAUCACCGCGUACGUGGAGGCCACCUUCUCCGUGUCAGGGUUGUCGGAGGAGAGCCAGCUGGCGCAGCAGGUGGCGCUGCAGCUGUACCCGGUGAUGCUGAAGCGGGCCGCGCAGCAGCACGCGUCCGCCUGGCUGCUGGCGAACACCAUGCUGAGGGGGCUGGGCUUGAUCAAGUCUGAAAACAAACAAUACAGGAUACGUUGGAAGACGUCGGGUUGUUACCGUGUACUCGCGCUCGUUGUCCCCUCCCCUUCCUUCCCUGUCCCUCUCAGAGAUACCUUAAAAUUCUUUAUAGCGAGCAAACUGACCACUCUCGCUGACAGGACUAUAGUCGAACAACACCCACAGUUGUACACUUAAACUUAACUUUAAACGAGAAAUUAUAA
Messenger RNA from Papilio polytes (common Mormon), 1450 nucleotides. Its product is annotated as ran GTPase-activating protein 1-like. Gene Ontology annotation, molecular function: small GTPase binding; GTPase activator activity. Lineage: Eukaryota; Metazoa; Arthropoda; Insecta; Lepidoptera; Papilionidae. The record is from RefSeq and is a predicted model, not a curated record. The coding region runs from base 48 to 1424 and encodes 458 amino acids. Gene Ontology annotation, cellular component: perinuclear region of cytoplasm; nucleus; cytosol. Gene Ontology annotation, biological process: activation of GTPase activity; nucleocytoplasmic transport; signal transduction. The transcript is spliced from 10 exons.